CGCUGGCAUGAGCAACAGCUGCCUACCGCCCGAACACUGACCACCACCUACGAAAAGCUAUACCCAACGACGAGAACCUUCCCAAACGCAUCCUGUUCGAAAUUACACACUGGGAAUCUGAAAGUAGCGGAUUCGAGAUCUCCAAUGCUGCCAAGCCCGAGAUGAUCUACGACUACUACGUGUUUCCACGAGACCUACGAUGUCGUGUAUCCUGCUGAGGGUGGCCCUGCUUUCGCUCAGAAAGUGAAGGACCAUGCGCGCUAACCGAGACCUCACGAACCCGCUCAUGCCGUGGGCAGCGGCGUUCCAAGGCUGGCUCGACAACACACUCACUCCGGAGUCCAGGCUGAGCUAUAGCGAACGUAAAGCUCACAUGAUAGACUGGCCUAACGCUCCUUCGACACCCGACCACUUCGUUCCAUUUGUCACUGCUGCUGGUGCCGGCAUGGAGGAGAACAAACCUGCGGCGGAGAAACUUUUUGGUGGAUGGGAAAUGGGUCAUCUGUCGUUUGCCAGCUAUGCCUGGGGGUAUUGAACAUUAAGCAGCCAUCUCUAGACAAGUAGGAUUCUAAUUCAUUUUACUAUUGCCUCGCCGUUAUCUAGUAUCAGCUCAAAGGAGCACUGUGACGUUCAACCGCCAUAGGUCAGACC
Messenger RNA from Phytophthora nicotianae INRA-310, 651 nucleotides. RefSeq lists its product as hypothetical. The record is from RefSeq and is a predicted model, not a curated record. The transcript has a single exon. NCBI's taxonomy places the organism in Eukaryota, Oomycota, Peronosporomycetes, Peronosporales, Peronosporaceae. Bases 254 to 535 code for a protein of 93 amino acids.